AUGGCGACCUCCGCCGACGCGGCGGCGCCGGGGCUGCAGCCGCUCGCGGGGCGCACGGCGAUCGUGACGGGCGCGUCGCGCGGGAUCGGGCGCGCGAUCGCGGUGCACCUCGGCUCGCUCGGCGCCGACGUCGUCCUCGGCUGCUCCUCCAACCCCGCGCAGGCCGAGCUCCUCGCCGCCGAGCUCAACGCCGGGGCCGGGUCGGGCCGGGCCGUUUCCGUCCGGGCCGACGUGUCCGACCCGGCCGGGGCGGCGGCGCUCUUCGACCGGGCCGAGGCCGCGUUCGGGCGCCCCGCGCACGUGCUGGUGGCGUCGGCGGGCGUGCUCGACCCCAAGUACCCGGCCCUGGCGGACACGGACCUCGCCGACUGGGACGCCGCCUUCGCCGUCAACGCCCGCGGCGCCUUCCUCUGCUGCCGCCAGGCCGCGCGCCGCCUCGCGCGCGGCGGCGGCGGCAGGAUCAUCGCCCUCUCCUCCUCCCUGGUAGGGGUCCUAAGGCCAGGGUACGCUGCGUACGCGGCGUCGAAGGCGGCGACGGAGACGAUGGUACGAAUCAUGGCGAAGGAGCUGAAGGGGACGAGGAUCACGGCGAACUGCGUGGCCCCAGGGCCGGUGGCGACGGACAUGUUCUUUGCCGGGAAGAGAGAAGAGCUGGUGCAGCGGAUUGCGGUGGAGAACCCGAUGGGCCGGAUCGGCGAGAGCACCGACAUUGCGCCGAUUAUCGGGUUCUUGUGCUCCGACGAGGCGGAGUGGGUCAACGGUCAGGUCAUCCGAGCCAACGGUGGACUAGUUUAGGAUGCAUGUGCCAAUCGUGAAUCGAGUAUUAAUGCUGUGCUUAUAAAUAAAUUCACAGAUCCAGCGAAAGUCAAUAAACAGUUCAUAAACGUUUUGCAUGGUGUAGCAUGCAAUGCUAUAUUUACAAUAAAAAGUAUAUAUGCUAUAAAUUCUACGUUCUGUUUAUCUAAAAGCCAAUAUAUUAGCACUAGUUUUAUCAAU
Molecule: messenger RNA, 996 nt
Organism: Ananas comosus (pineapple)
Lineage: Eukaryota; Viridiplantae; Streptophyta; Magnoliopsida; Poales; Bromeliaceae
Product: short-chain type dehydrogenase/reductase-like
Exons: 2
Coding region: 1-795 (264 amino acids)
Molecular function (GO): oxidoreductase activity
Source: RefSeq, a predicted model, not a curated record